ACAGGAAUAUAGGUUUCCGAAUUUACCCAUAUGAAUAGCCAAAGGUAAAGCUAUCCAACAUACAAACAAACAGUCUCCGGUGGUCUCUUUGUUUUUCACAACCAUGACUAUUACCAUCACGGACUAUCAACUGACCUGCGACUCACACAAUCUCUACGACGUCAACUUCUACGGCAACCAGAUCCACACUCUUCUCACCCACUCUGCUUAUCAUGUCGAUCAAUGGCUCACCGAAACUCAACAACUAAUUAACCAUAACCACUCUCUCCACCCUACCGUCGUCGGCCUGGACGUGGAGUGGCGCCCUAAUUUCGGCCGCAACUUCGAUAAUCCAAUCGCCACUCUACAACUUUGCAUUGGCCGCAGAUGCCUUAUCUAUCAGAUACUGCAUUCCCCGAGUGUCCCUCAAUCUCUUGUGGACUUCCUUCAAGGCGGGAAUUUUGUUUUUGUUGGGGUUGGUAUUAGGAGUGAUACUGAAAAACUGCUUGAGGAUUAUGGAUUGAAUGUGGGAAAUCAAGUCGACUUGAGGGGUUUGGCGGCGCAGAGGUUAGGGUUGACGGAGCUGAGGGGUGCCAGUUUGAAAGUAUUGGCUAGGCGAGUCCUUGGACUGGAGAUUGAGAAGCCCAGAAGGGUCAAAUUGAGUAGGUGGGACCAUAUGUGGCUUACUCCUGUGCAGGUUCAAUAUGCUUGCAUCGAUGCCUUUGUGUCCUCCGAAAUUGGCGUGAUGUUGAAUGCUUCUUGAAUUCUGAGGCUUUAAAGGACAGUGUUUUAGGAUUAUUAUGUCUCUCGUUUUAAAAAAAGUUUUAAUUUUGUGGUGAUCCUACCUAACUUAGGUAUUUUAAGAAUGUGUUUCUUUUCAAGUUAUGCAAUUUUCGUUAUUAUGUUAUCUUAGGAACUUGGUUCUUAUGGAAUUGAUGUUUAGCUUAUUUGCAAUGCAAUAUACUUUGUUGGGAUGAUAA
Messenger RNA from Jatropha curcas, 959 nucleotides. RefSeq names its product 3'-5' exonuclease. Gene Ontology annotation, biological process: nucleobase-containing compound metabolic process. Lineage: Eukaryota; Viridiplantae; Streptophyta; Magnoliopsida; Malpighiales; Euphorbiaceae. The record is from RefSeq and is a predicted model, not a curated record. Gene Ontology annotation, cellular component: nucleus; cytoplasm. Gene Ontology annotation, molecular function: nucleic acid binding; 3'-5' exonuclease activity.